UCGAUGGGGGCGUGUGAAGUGCCAGGCGAAUUAGGGUGUUUCUAAAUGUCUCAGACAAGUUUACGUGUUUCCUUUGGCUAUUGUGAAUAAUAGACAGCAUUUAUCGCAGUAGGGAACGGUCUAAAUUGACCGAAAAUAGCGCACAAGCCAAUCGGCAAUCAGCGCCUGCCGCUAAACAGUUUCGGAAACGCCCAUAUGUGACUUUCGCCCUUAUGAAGUGCAGCUGCCACUGCGAUAAGAAAUGGUUUAACUUAAGCUGGUCUGGCUCUGAGGUUGUUUAUCCCAAAUUGCUGGCCUUGGUUCUUUCAAACGCCUCUGUUGAGUCUUGCGGCACAUGUAAAUAAUUAUACCACAAUAUGUUAUCAUCAGUGACCAUGCAGUCAAUAUCCAAAGCCGAGAUAAAAGAUCUGUUAAGCCAUGCCUUUAAAACACAGUAUAGAGUGCAAGACAGAGAUAAAAAGUCUGAGUCUGUAAUGGAGAAGGUGGUGGAUCUGUUCCGGCUGGACUACCAGGCCGACAUUCUCUCCAACCUGGGCGGCGAGCUCGGCUCCAACUACCCGUCCCGCAUGGUGCUGCUGUCGGCGGCGCCGGCCGCCGGCGUCUCCCCGGCCACGGUUGACUCGGCGCGGCUGCACCGGCUGGCGCUGGUGGCACGGAUGGCGCGCUGCCGCGGCCGGUUCCCCAUCAGCGUCAUCCUCUACCGCGGACGGCACAUCUGCAGGUCUUCCACGCUGUCCGUCGGUGCCGAGAUGUACCCGCGGCACUACUUCCACUCGAUAUUCGGCGGCCGGCCGGCGGGCGACGGCGGGCCCGCGUCCCCGCCGGCCGCCGACGCCGACGCGCCGGACGCCGAGCCGGAGCGGCCGCCGGCCCCCAGCCCGCCGCCGCCCCCCGAGUCGUCCACCCAGCUGUUCGAUCGGCUCCGACACAUGGACAUGACCCUACUGCGGCUCUUCUCCGUGCACACAAUCGCAGAUUUGAUGGUCGAGAACAAGAAGGUCAAGUUUGGAGUCUACGUCUCCUCGUCGGAGAAGGUGGACAAGCAGGAGCGGUACGCUGACUUCGAGCUGCUCAGCCUGCCGUACCCGGGGUGCGAGUUCUUCCAGCAGUACUGCCAGCACGGCUACCAGGACACUGGCCUCAUGUUCGACUGGAACCAGAGCUACAUCGACGCCGAGGUGGUGCUGCCGCCGCCACUUCAGGACCGGCCCGAGGUCCCCUGGCACCUUUAUAGGACGUGGGACAUUGUGCAGCUGACGCAGAACUACCUGCGUCUGCUGCUGCACUGUCUGCACGCCAGUCAGGACGGCCUGCUCAUCCACUGUAUCUCUGGAUGGGACCGCACCCCGCUCUUCGUCUGUCUGCUGAGGCUGACACUGUGGGCCGAUGGGCUCAUACACCAGGCGCUCGACGCGUCACAGAUAUUAUACCUGACGCUCGCCUACGACUGGUUCCUGUUCGGCCACAACCUGGAGGACCGGGUAGCUAAGGACGAAGAGAUAAUGCACUUUGCCUUCAACUUCCUUACACACAUCGAGAGCGACGAGUUCAGCGCCUCACACUUUGGCGAGCCGUCACCGUCGGGUCUGCAGCGGACAGAGUCAGACGUGCACCUGGUGGGCGGCGUGCUGCUCGAAGGCCUGGAGACGGACGCUUCCAGCAUCCACAGCUCGAGCUCGUCCACCUCUGACUGCGCCACCACCACACUGCUGGCCGGCGGAGGCGGCGGCGAGGCGUGGCCGUUCGUCGACCAGCAGACCUCUCUGGAGGCCAGUCUGAGCGAGCUGGAGCUCUCCUCGUCGUCAUCGUGCAGCUCAGGGCGGCCGCGGGCCGAGAGGCGGCGGGGCGGCCGGAGACGGCGCCGGGACGAGCCUGAAGCUCCCUCCGCCGCGUCUGCUACCGCCGCUGUGCCGCCCCCGCCGCCGCCGGUGGUUGGUAGCUACCAGACGGUGGAGCUGCGACCGGCCGACUGCUCGCCCUCGCCCUCUCCGGCGGCACGGCGGCGGGCCGAGCGGAAGGUGCGCCUGCUCGAACGACAGGGCUCUGGCUCGCUGGAGUCGCUACCAGAACAGCGCGACUGGGUGAGCCGGCCGGAGCUGCGGCCGUGCCGCUCCGAGGCGGGGUCGUUCAGCGGCGGCUCCUACCACGAGCCCCGCACCAGUCCGGUGACGGUACCGACAGGAGCCGGGGGCAGUCGGGCGCGACACGAGAGCUGCGGAUCAGUCGGCAGCUGGCAGCUGAUCACCGGGUCCGGCUCUGUGAACGGCUCCGGAUCACAUGGAUCGUCAACACACUCCCGCAGCAGCUAUAAUUCGAUGGGCCACGAAUUUACCGAGUCCACCACGACGCUGAUCGACGAAUCCGGCGAACAGAGCACCGAGCAGCAGCCAGAAACCAGACGGUCGUCCCGGCUGCGCGCGGUGCGCUGUCUGUUCCUGCAGUCGUACAGCUCGGCAGUCGGCCUGAAGACGGGCCCGCUGUCGCAGCGCACCACGGGCGCGCCGGCCGGCUUCUCCAUCGUACCGGCCAUCGUCUCCAGCCUGGCCGGCCGGGUGGGCAUGCUGAUGACCUGACCGCGCCUGGGCCGGCCGGCGCCCCUCAGCUGCAAGUGAGGCCCGCCUGCCGGCCGGUGCGCCGUCCCCGUGUCACCCGCUCAGUCCGACUGGAUACCGUGAGUCGGGCGAGGCGGCACCACUACCCCGUAUAGAAGAGCCAGCAGAUAGCACCCACCGGCUACCGACGGCCGCUCCGUUUGGCCAGAGAAACUCACACACAACAGGAAACCAGUACUGGAAUCUGUACUCAAAUCAAAGCACCGUGCAUUGAAAAAGAGUUCUGAAGAUUUGAUGUGAUGAUUCUGCAUAUCAUCUCUUCGUAUUGGAUGCCUAUGUUUAUACGAUUAUUGACCUGGAAUUAUGACAUACUCCACCCAGACAUAUUGAGCCAUAGGCCGACACCGUAGCACAGUAAAAUACCGACCGUUCCAUGCUUGCUCAGUUGCGUAGCGACGCUGAAUCUGUACAGUCAAAAUACCGUAUUUGUGUUAAGUAUUUUUAGCGUGCCGUACCACGAUAUGUACCGAGACGCUAUGUUGCUCAGGGCAAAGUCAAGUUAACGACCUGUACCAUUUGAAGUGUCAUGAGCGGUAGGGCGUCGAAUCAAAUGAUGUGCAGUGCCUAUUUACUCGAAUGCGUUUUAUUUUUAUUACUAAAAUGCGCGUCCACGCGCGGCGCUAGCUCCGUUAUUGAUCUGACUCGCCGGAUCGCCGUUUUACGAGACAUACGUAACACAGUCAUAUUUUGUUGUCCGCCGGACUAGUGUGUAUUCGUUUGACGGUAUGACCGCCCACCUGAGACCUAUCACUGAGUACCUAUGGCGUCUUCUAGCGGUGUCGUGCGCCGUCCCUCCCCUCUGGCCGUGCGCGGCAGGGGCGGAGGGGGGUAGCCCGCCGUCACCGCGUCUGUGUCUGCCUACCGUGCCGCGGGACAGGGACGAUCAAACGAGGCCUGCCGCCGAGACAUUGGUGCUCAUGUAACCAGGGGACUCAGCCCGGGUAACGUGUAUGCUUCCUUAAAUCAGGUGUCGCUUUUAGCUUUUACGAUAAACGGUGCAAGUAUCCAGGCUCAGGGCAGCUUGUGUGUUAGUUCGGUGGCACGCCUCGUUUGGUCGUCCCUGACCGUUUGUUGUUUGCUUAGGCGCCGGUCGGGUCCGAGCCUGUGCCCAGGCCAGCGGCGGGCUGGGUGGCGCCGCCCGCUCAGUUUUGUACGUGUAUCCGCCGUCUCGGCGGUGCGGUCUGUUGGAUGGCGGCGUGCUGUGGUGGCGGGCGGCCUGCCGGUGCCGGGUGCUGCGCUGUGCGCCCAGACCCAGCGGCUGUGUGAUAGGGUGUGCCGGCUGCGGUCCGGCCAGUGCACGCGCCAUACACACGCCGAGGGAUGUAUCGUGUGUGUAUACGCUGCAGUGACGGGCCGGGAUAUGGGCGCUAGGUCGGCCAGUCGUUCUGACAGUGUGCUGACGGCAAUGUUAUGACCGGGGCUGGUGCUUCUCUGCGGGGCAUGGGCGGUAAGGCGGCAGAAAUACAGGGCGCUUCAGCAGCAAUCACA
Messenger RNA from Amphibalanus amphitrite, 4100 nucleotides. RefSeq names its product myotubularin-related protein 14-like. Gene Ontology annotation, molecular function: phosphatidylinositol-3-phosphate phosphatase activity. The coding region runs from base 357 to 2573 and encodes 738 amino acids. The transcript is spliced from 11 exons. Gene Ontology annotation, biological process: dephosphorylation. NCBI's taxonomy places the organism in Eukaryota, Metazoa, Arthropoda, Thecostraca, Balanomorpha, Balanidae. The record is from RefSeq and is a predicted model, not a curated record.